Molecule: messenger RNA, 2153 nt
Organism: Betta splendens (Siamese fighting fish)
Lineage: Eukaryota; Metazoa; Chordata; Actinopteri; Anabantiformes; Osphronemidae
Product: calcium release-activated calcium channel protein 1-like
Exons: 2
Coding region: 212-874 (220 amino acids)
Biological process (GO): store-operated calcium entry
Cellular component (GO): membrane
Molecular function (GO): store-operated calcium channel activity
Source: RefSeq, a predicted model, not a curated record
GAGCGAUGGAUUGUGGGUAUCGUGUGUUUCCUGACAGACCGAGACACUGUGUCAGCUGCUGCAGCAAAGUUUUGACAUAGUUCCCCAGCUUUGCUAGUUUUACUAGAUGUGACUCCUCUUCUGAGAUCUCGUCCUCUCCGUGCGCGUUUCAUCCGUCGCUGCCAUCCCGGUUUCCAACCACAGCCCUUAGAUUGUUUGGAAAACUUUCGGAAUGAGUUUGAACGAGCACUCUUUGCAGGCGCUGUCAUGGAGAAAACUCUACUUGAGUCGAGCCAAACUAAAAGCCACCAGCCGCACGUCGGCCCUGCUGUCGGGCUUCGCUAUGGUUGCCAUGGUGGAGGUACAGCUGGAGCGGGAUUAUCCGUAUCCUCCAGGGCUGCUGAUCGCCUUCAGUGCUUGUACCACAGUUUUGGUUGCGGUUCACCUAUUUGCCCUCAUGAUCAGCACUUGCAUCCUCCCUAACCUCGAGGCUGUCAGCAACGUUCACAACCUCAACUCUGUCAACGAGUCUCCCCAUGAGCGCAUGCAUCGCCACAUCGAACUGGCCUGGGCUUUCUCCACGGUCAUCGGCACCCUGCUCUUUCUCACAGAGGUGAUGCUCCUAUGCUGGGUCAAGUUCUUACCGCUCAAAAGCAGUACUGGGGAAAACAACAGCACUGUAAGUUCCGGCGAGGCGGCAGCCAUUACGUCCAGCUGCAUCAUGGUGCCAUUUGGGAUUGUUUUUAUUAUGUUCGCCGUGCAUUUUUACCGCACGCUGGUUAGCCACAAAACGGACCGACAGAGACGAGAGCUGGAGCAGGUCAUUCGCCUCCAAAACCAGCUGGACCACAGGGCAGAGAACGAUGACCUGAAGGAUGCUGUCCAUUUCCCCUGAUCACAGCCCAUCAGCAUGCAAGAGCAGCCGACCUUCAGCAGUGCUUUCAUUUUGAAAUUUUACAUAAAAGCUUUUGACAUUUUUAAAAACUUUGCUGAAAAGAAGACUGUUGCAGGUUUUGACUCAGUCCACAUUUGGAUAAUGCAUGUUCACAGAUAUCUACCAUUAUAAAAGAAAAAUGUUGUUCAAUGUCUGCAGUGAAGCCUGUUGGUAGUUCAAGUAGAUACCUCAGUGGUGCUGUUCUUGCUGUGGUUUCAGGCUUUAAAGCCGUCACAUUAACAGAUUAUUCUCUGUUUUGAUGCAGAUAUACUGUAUAACCUGCCACCGCUUGUGCCCCCCCCCACCUGUGGUCUUACUGUAACAGUGUCCCAGGAUGGGCUGCACUGAUCUCUCCGCAACUCAUGUUUGACUACAUCUAAACAAAAUUAUCAAGCCUUAUUGGUAUGUACAGAUGUUCAUAGCAUACACGUGACCAGAGUCACUACAGUGAUAAAAUGGUGUCAAAAUUAUGGGACAAUUUGAAUCCCUUCAAAACAGGAUGUGUUAUGAAUGUUAACAUUCAGCAGUAUUUAUAUGCCAUCUGAGGCAACAUAGCAUUUACUGAAUAAGUGCUUGUCAGGCUUUGCUCUCGUUUAUUGCAGCAUAAUAAUAUUUACAUCAAAACCAAAUGUCAAUCAUUCAGUACAGUAAGACUAGCGUCCGUGCUUAAAAUGCAAUUUUCUUUCAGAGGAUUCAUCCUAAAACAAAGGAAAAUGUUGCUGAUUUAUGUUGCUUUUGUCACUUAAAUAUCGAUACUACUCAAAUGGUUACUGUAAGAAGUAUUGAUUUUAUUUAUAGAAAGCAUGCACAAAAUGGAACUGUUGCAUACAUUUUGUAAACAUUAUGUUUUUUUUGCGUGCAAUAUAGGUUAUUAUGCUCUUUAUCUUCUGGUACAUUAUUUUAUUAUUAUUUUAUUUUGCUAAGUUCUUUACUGUUUUUCUUUUUAUGGUACGGACACUCUCACAUUCAGGGCUGAUUGACAGUUUGAUCAACUUAUAACUUACUGUAUGUUAUUCAGGCUGAUGUUACACACUUCUUUUAGAGAGAUCAAUGCCAACGUGAAUAAUUUAUUUAACCCUGUUUAUGUUAGUGUACAUAAACAGACGCCGCUGCUUGUGUCAAUGCUGAGCUUUAAAAAGAGUUUUUUUUCUUAGCAAAUACUGUAUUUUUAAUGUUUGUGUGGUUUUAAUCUGGUGAUAGUCAUCAGAACUUUUGUUUGAAUAAAGCACAUUUGAAACCA